This is a messenger RNA of Papaver somniferum (opium poppy), 1436 nucleotides long. RefSeq names its product elongation factor 1-gamma-like. The record is from RefSeq and is a predicted model, not a curated record. NCBI's taxonomy places the organism in Eukaryota, Viridiplantae, Streptophyta, Magnoliopsida, Ranunculales, Papaveraceae. The coding region runs from base 1 to 1239 and encodes 412 amino acids. The transcript has 7 exons. Gene Ontology annotation, biological process: translational elongation. Gene Ontology annotation, molecular function: translation elongation factor activity; glutathione transferase activity.
AUGGCUCAUCUGAUUUUACACGGGUCGGGCACAAAUAAAAAUGUCUUGAAGGGGCGAAUUACAGCUGAAUACAGUGGUGUUGCUAUUGAAGUGGUCCAGAAUGCCACACAGACUCCCGAGUUUCUUAAGAUGAACCCAAUUGGAAAGGUUCCUCUUUGCAAACCUGUAUGCAAUUUACUGUUUUCUGCUUUUACUUCAGUUGCUCGCUUGAAGGAAGGCAAUCCUCUCUUGGGUUCAUCCUUGAUUGAAUAUGGUCAUAUUGAGCAAUGGAUUGAUUUUUCCUCAUUGGAGAUCGAUGCUAAUAUUUACCGUUGGUUGUAUCCCCGAUUUGGUCAUGCUCCAUAUAUACCACUGGUUGAGGAAGCUUCCAUUGCUGCUCUAAAGAGGGCGUUGACUGCUCUGAACUCGUAUCUUGCUUCUAACACUUAUCUGGUUGGACAUGGUGUUACACUUGCUGAUAUAAUCAUGACAUGCAAUUUGGCAAUGGGGUUCCUUUAUCUCAUGACUAAGAGCUUUACUUCGGAGUUCCCCCAUGUUGAAAGAUAUUAUUGGACGAUGGUUAACCAGCCAGCUUUCUUCAAAUUAUUGGGCGAGGUAAAGCAAGCUGAAUCUGUUCCUCCAGUUCCAUCUGCAAAAAGUCCUGCUCCGACUAAUGAAGCAACAAAAUCGAAGGAAGAAAGUGAACCAAAGACUCAGUCUGGCAAGCCUAUAGCAGAAGAAACCCCUGGGGAGGAUGAGGCACCAAAGCCUAAGGCAAAGAAUCCUCUCGAUUUGCUUUCCCCUAGUAAGAUGAUCUUGGAUGAGUGGGAGAGGCUUUACUCAAAUACCAAAACCAAUUUCCGUGAAGUAGCUAUCAAAGGCUUUUGGGACCUGUACGAUCCAGAGGGAUACUCUCUGUGGUUCUGCGAAAACAAAUACAAUGAGGAGAACACCGUCUCUUUCGUCACAUUGAACAAGGUUGGUGGUUUUUUGCAGCGUAUGGAUUUAGCUCGCAAAUAUGCAUUUGGAAAAAUGCUUAUUAUAGGUUCAGAGGCGCCCUUCAAGGUGAAGGGAUUAUGGUUGUUCCGUGGGCCAGAGAUACCCCAGUUCAUUAUGGAUGAAUGCUAUGAUAUGGAACUGUACGAGUGGACAAAGGUUGAUAUUGCUGAUGAAAACCAGAAGGAAAGGGUGAAUCAAAUGAUAGAAGAUCAAGAACCUUUUGAGGGGGAGGCACUGUUGGAUGCCAAGUGUUUCAAGUGAUGCAUUGCCUUUUCAUAUCUUUUCUGGAUUCUGGAGAAAGCUAAGUAUUACGUUCCUCUGAGAGUAACUAUAUUUCUUGGUGUUUUUUUGAGGUUUGUGUGAUAUUGGUAGUUUAGUUUUGUGUAGUUCUAUUGUUUGGCCUGGAGAUGCGUUGUUGUUUUUUGCAAACUUCUCUAGUAUAUAUAUCGCGUGCAUAC